Molecule: messenger RNA, 216 nt
Organism: Aureococcus anophagefferens
Lineage: Eukaryota; Pelagophyceae; Pelagomonadales; Pelagomonadaceae
Exons: 2
Biological process (GO): mRNA splicing, via spliceosome
Cellular component (GO): U6 snRNP; Lsm1-7-Pat1 complex; U4/U6 x U5 tri-snRNP complex
Molecular function (GO): RNA binding
Source: RefSeq, a predicted model, not a curated record
CGGCUGCUGCCGCUCGAGCUCGUGGACAAGUGCAUCGGCUCGCGCAUCUGGGUCAUCAUGAAGGGCGACAAGGAGGUCGUCGGCACGCUCCGCGGCUUCGACGAGUACGUCCUCGACGACGUGACCGAGUACUGCGACGGCGCGAAGACGCAGCUGGACCAGAUCCUCCUCAACGGGAACAACGUCUCCAUGAUGGUGCCCGGGGGCGACCCCGAG